GCGCUAUCUCUGAAGCUCACACCCUUUAAUCUGCUGCGGCGACGAUUGGCAGCAGCAGCAUUCUUGCUCUUGGACCCUCAGUACCCUCUAUCAUGGCCCCAGAUGGGUCGGAUUGGCGCGACCGCUCUACCCCUUCCACCCCACCCGGCAGGGGACAACCUGUGCUCUCUCGAGGCCCAUUUCGUGGCCGCUUCUAUCCCAGAGGACGAAGCGGUCCGCCUGGUCCCAGGGGCCAUGGUCAUCCCUCCGUACCACGUAUUCCCGGCAAGAAUAUUCUCGAGGGGCUUUACCCAAGCACGAUUCAGGUGAUUGAGAAACCGGCAGAGGUACCAGCAGGCGAUGACAUCGUGAUUGGCGAUGUCCAGUACAUUACAUCGUACAGUUGGGCGGAGGGUGAUGAGCCUACGAUCCUUGUCCCCGGUUCUCCUCGGCUGUGGAAAAACGACCUGCCGUUCCCGUUCCGUGCCCCUCGGGACAGUGGUAUCGUGUUCGUCUACCAGAAUGGCCACAGAUGUCCCUCGUACCCGCUGCUCCCGCUCUUUGUGGCAGCCGAUACGAUGGAGAGCGAUGGCCAUUCCCCGACGACAUGGAGCUCGGUCGACAUCGUCACGGAUCGCAACAACCUGCGGAAGCUCUGGUCGUUCGUGGAGAACCCGGAGCCGAGCGACUUCCGUAUCGACUUGGAGCUCGUGGGGCCGUGGACGGUGCUGAUGCAGAGGUGGGAAGAGCGGACGGCCGAAGAAGUGGAGAUGCGGGGCUUUGGAGGCUAUGGCGACUCGUUCGAGCAGACAUGCACCACCACUGCGCCUGGGUGCGAACGCGGAAUUUUUGCAGGGCAUCAUAGGGUUAUCUCAUAUGACAUGUCAGGGCUCAAGCUAGUCGUGCGAUGUGAAGUAGAUGCGUGCUUUGCUCCAGAAGAGGCCAGUGCAGAGGUCGGCGACCAAUCCCAAAAUAACGCCAGCAGUCCUGACGAUGACCUGACGAACGCACUUAAAUCUCUAAGCAUCUCCUCUUCCUCGAACACACCCGCUUCGGCAACUACACUUCAAAAGCAGGGGCUUACAGUCGUCAAAGCCGGCUCCAUCAUCCCUCAGUCCUCCCUGAUCAAAGUGAAAUCACGCUCCGAGCAGAGUAUGACCUCUUUACGCUGGUACGAGAUCUAUCCGCAACUUCUGCUGGGGCAAACAUUCCACUCGAUGAUCGGCGUGCACCGCUCUGGCGAGUUCUCCAAAGUGCGGCACGUGGAACUUGACUCGCCCGAGCUGGAGGACGUCGCGCGCUCUGCGCAGUCUGGGCUCCGGAAGCUCAGGUGGCUACUCGAGGAGAUCCAGCACGCCGCCAUGGAGCGCGGGCAGGACGCCAAGCUCAGUUUGGUGUGCAGGCAGGGCAUGCUCGUGCUCAUGAAGAGAACGUCCUCAGCUUCGCUUCUUCCGGUGGAUGUUCUCAAGCGCUUCGAGGUAUAGUUGCGCGCUGUGACGCAGGUAUGC
Phanerochaete carnosa HHB-10118-sp is the source of this 1487-nucleotide messenger RNA. RefSeq lists its product as uncharacterized. Bases 93 to 1463 code for a protein of 456 amino acids. NCBI's taxonomy places the organism in Eukaryota, Fungi, Basidiomycota, Agaricomycetes, Polyporales, Phanerochaetaceae. The transcript has 3 exons. The record is from RefSeq and is a predicted model, not a curated record.